Molecule: messenger RNA, 1058 nt
Organism: Phytomonas sp. EM1
Lineage: Eukaryota; Euglenozoa; Kinetoplastea; Trypanosomatida; Trypanosomatidae
Source: the annotation of a GenBank genome assembly
CAUUUUCAUCUUGUACAAGCCUUUUCCUGUAUACUUGUUUUGUGAUCUUGUUUAACUAUAUCUCGACAGGUUGAUAAUGAAUAUGACACCUGUAGCUAUCGUCACGGGAAGUGCGAAACGAAUUGGAAAGGCAAUCGCACUUCGUCUACAUGACGACAACUUUAACGUAUGUCUGCACUACAGCAACUCUCGUAAGGCAUGUGAGGAACUUGCGAACACACUCAACUCACGACGGCCAGGCAGCGCCGCGACAUUUCAGGCUGAUUUUAGUGGUGGAAUUAACUCUCUUGGUGAGGUGAGCCUUCCUAAACGCUGCGCCCAACUAAUUGAUUUUUGUUACUCCACUUUUGGACGAUGUGAUGUGCUGGUGAAUAACGCUUCUGCAUAUUACCCAACACCUCUCCUAUGCAACUCUCCCUCGGUUCGCGGAAAUGACAUCUUUGAAACAGAUCGAAUGGAGAAGGACAUCUUGGAUAUCUUCGGCUCCAACGCACUCGCCCCCUUGUGCUUGAUCCGUUGCUUUUCUCGAAAGGUGCAAUCCCUAGAGGACGAUCUGAAGUCCGAUUCACCAGCGCAAAGAUGUGUAGUGAAUCUUUUGGACUCCAUGAUAAACAUCCCUUUGGAAGGCUUUUGUCUCUACACCAUGGGGAAGUUUGCAAUCGAGGGACUCACAAAGGCGUCUGCAUUAGAACUUUCCAAGCUAAACAUUCGAGUCAAUGGGGUUGCUCCAGGCUUGUGUGUGAUGCCACCGGCGUUGUCUGAGGAAGAGCAAGAUGUGGAGCGCCGCAAAGUGCCACUCGGUCAACGAGAGGCCUCCGCGGAAGACAUCGCUGCUGCUGUGUCCUUUAUGGUUUCCCCAGAAUCAAAGUAUAUCACUGGAUCUGUCCUUAAUGUUGAUGGUGGAAUCAGUCUUAAGCGGGCCUGAUUUAUCGUUUAUUAGAAUAUAAAAUUUAAAUAUUUUCCCUUAUGUAUUCUAAGAUGGGUAAAUUUCAGCACGGCGUAAAUUAUGCUCUUUAUUGCGGGAAGAUCCUGUUCAGACCAGAAUCGCUUUACUUCGA